UAUUCACAUAAAAAGUGAACGUUUUCUAUUUCUCCAAUUAGAUGAAAAAUAGUCUGUUUAUUUUGGAAAUACAUUGGAUUAAAGACGUCCACAGUUUGACAGGUUUGUUCUGCCAGGCAAGCCAAUGUGACCUUGAACCCUGUCAGCAUGGCACUUGUGAGUCGAGCACGAGCACCGGGUACACGUGCACAUGCCACGCAGGUUUCUGGGGCGCCACGUGCAGCAUGGACAGUAUCCGGUGUCAGUACACGUUCUGCUCGGGUCACGGGCAAUGUGUUCUUGUGAAUGAGAACAAAACAGAGUGCAUGUGUGACGCGGACUUUACAGGUCCGAACUGUAGACUAGCUGUGAAGCCUGACGAUGAUCUCACGAUCGGUCAGAAGCUUCUGCGGGAGCCGAUCUGGAUUGGCAUGAUCGUCAUCCUGAACAUCGUCUUCCUCUCUUGCGUUUCAUACGUUGUCCGCCGUAAGUGCGGCACGAAAAUCGCUAAAAUGCUCCCAAAAUGUCAGCGGCGACCUGCAAACGAUUCGAAAGAGUCCUCAAAAGGCGAGCCUUCUUCGGCGUACAGUGGUGCGGAGCGAAGCAUGUCGGGUACCAUAGAGACACCAAACGUGUGCACGGGCCGGACGUGGAGCCCCGCUAUCACGAUUUCCAUGUUCGGGAAGGACAGGGACACAUCCGUACCGACCACACCCGUCAUUAACGAGGACAACAAGGACGCUGCCCUUAAAAUGUUCGAGUCUUACAAAGCGCGGCGGGACAGCACCAUCCCCGGGAUCGCCGCUUUAGACGUGCACGAUGAACGUCUCGCGCAAAUUAAGGUGCGCGACAUCACUGCUUGCGGUAUCCAGGGUGGCUCUGUCACCUUAAACCCCGAGGGGAGGAACCUGCCGGAGCGGUUCCACGGAAUGCUGCGGUCCCUUUAUUCCGGGUCCUGA
This is a messenger RNA of Mya arenaria, 938 nucleotides long. Its product is annotated as protein eyes shut-like. Gene Ontology annotation, cellular component: plasma membrane; protein-containing complex. The transcript is spliced from 6 exons. The coding region runs from base 42 to 938 and encodes 298 amino acids. Gene Ontology annotation, biological process: establishment or maintenance of epithelial cell apical/basal polarity; heterophilic cell-cell adhesion. The record is from RefSeq and is a predicted model, not a curated record. Lineage: Eukaryota; Metazoa; Mollusca; Bivalvia; Myida; Myidae.